AUGCCUUCUUUGUGGAAUUCAGGGCUCGAGGAGUCUGAAGAUGUCAGAGUUGUUGGUUAUGAUCCUCUCAUUCCGCCACAACUUCUCCAACAUGAAGUCCCCGCUCCUGCAGAAAGCAAAAAGACCGUUAUCCAAGGCCGUAGAGAUGCCAUCAACGCCCUGAAUGGCUCCGCCGAUAAGCUACUGGUCAUUGUCGGACCUUGUUCCAUUCAUGACCCUGAGACCGCCCUCGAGUACGCUGGUCGUCUGAAGGCUCUCGCCGAAAAGCUGUCCGAUGAUCUUGCUAUCGUCAUGCGAGCUUACCUCGAGAAACCCCGUACCACUGUCGGAUGGAAGGGUCUAAUCAACGACCCCGAUAUUGAUGAGACCUUCCAAAUCAACAAGGGUCUCAGAGUCAGCCGUAAACUCUUCUGCGAUCUUACCGCCCUAGGUGUUCCAAUUGCCAGCGAAAUGUUAGAUACCGUCUCCCCACAAUAUCUGGCUGAUUUACUUUCCGUCGCGGCCAUCGGUGCUAGAACCACUGAAUCGCAGCUUCAUCGUGAGCUCGCUUCGGGUGUUUCUUUCCCCGUCGGAUUCAAAAACGGAACGGAUGGUGGUUUGUCUGUGGCAAUUGACGCCAUUGGCGCUGCUGCUCAUCCUCAUCACUUCAUGGGUGUCACGAAACAGGGCCUGGCGGCUAUCACCAGGACCACCGGUAACCCAGACUGCUUCGUUAUCCUCCGUGGAGGAAGGGACGGACCGAAUUACUCAGCCGAGCACGUCGCAAAGGUCAAAGCCGCCUUGAAGAAGGCAGGUCAGAAGGAGAUCAUGAUGAUUGACUGCUCGCACGGAAACUCGUUGAAGAAUCACAAGAACCAGCGCCCCGUCUCUGAGGACAUUGCAAACCAGAUCAGAGCUGGCGAGGAGGGCAUUGUUGGUGUUAUGAUUGAGUCGAAUAUCAAUGAAGGAAAACAAUCUGUUCCAGCCGAGGGUCCAAGUGCUCUCAAGAAGGGUGUUAGUAUCACUGAUGCCUGUGUUGGAUGGGAGGAAACCGUUGAAAUUCUUGAAAACUUAGCCGCUGCGAUCAGGGAAAGGAGAGAGAAGCGUCCUUCCGGAGACAACAAGGAUGGCGAUAGCGAUGAAUAA
This is a messenger RNA of Orbilia oligospora ATCC 24927, 1125 nucleotides long. RefSeq lists its product as uncharacterized. The transcript has 3 exons. Gene Ontology annotation, molecular function: 3-deoxy-7-phosphoheptulonate synthase activity. NCBI's taxonomy places the organism in Eukaryota, Fungi, Ascomycota, Orbiliomycetes, Orbiliales, Orbiliaceae. Gene Ontology annotation, biological process: aromatic amino acid biosynthetic process. The record is from RefSeq and is a predicted model, not a curated record. Gene Ontology annotation, cellular component: cytoplasm. The coding region runs from base 1 to 1125 and encodes 374 amino acids.